Molecule: messenger RNA, 382 nt
Organism: Ambispora gerdemannii
Lineage: Eukaryota; Fungi; Glomeromycota; Glomeromycetes; Archaeosporales; Ambisporaceae
Source: the annotation of a GenBank genome assembly
AUCUACAGCUGGUACGAUGAAACGAGCUACUAAACCUUUAUCGGAUCGCAACCAGCCCCGUCCUACUCAAAAACCAUCUAAAAAAUUAGGAUGUAAAUCUUACCUGCGAGUAUUGAAACAUGAUAAUGAUAAGGGAAAUGCAGUUCGUGUUGUUCAUUACGCAUUUCAUAAUGGACACACUCCUGGUGUUGAUGAAGAUUUACGGUAUUUUCAAUUAUCCCAACAGGCAAAAAAAUGGAUACGUGCAAGAGCAAAAGAUGGAAUGAAACCUUUUCAAAUUGUGUCGAUGUUUCACCAGCGUAUUAAUCAACUUCAGGAUGUGGAUAAUCUGAGCUCCUUGACCUUAAUGCAAAAACGUGAUACAUAUCUUUCCUAUAUUGAU